Molecule: messenger RNA, 4567 nt
Organism: Amyelois transitella
Lineage: Eukaryota; Metazoa; Arthropoda; Insecta; Lepidoptera; Pyralidae
Gene: Tsc1
Product: hamartin
Exons: 6
Coding region: 247-2760 (837 amino acids)
Biological process (GO): regulation of cell cycle; negative regulation of cell population proliferation; negative regulation of TOR signaling
Cellular component (GO): TSC1-TSC2 complex
Source: RefSeq, a predicted model, not a curated record
AAUAAAGUUAAAUUGAAAUGUCUCCUCGAAUUUAUCAGCUGUUGAAAUUUUCUUUUUACGUUCAAUAUAUUUCUUCGUAAGACAUGUUCUAAAUAAAAUCUCUUUACCUGUGAUAUAAUCUUGGUGAUUCAAAUUUCUGAAUAAUAGUAUUUAAUCGUCACUCGUCGCGCCGAAACAAAAGUCAAAAUUCCUCCCGCUUCAGCAUCACAGGGUUCCUCUCUCCGCACUGCUAAUUGGCGGUGGGAGAUGCCGGCGGGCGAUGCGGCCGACAUAUUCGGCCUGCUGGAGGGCGGCGCGGACAGUUCGCGCGCCGUGUUCGACGCGUUCGCGCAGCUCUUCAGCUCCGUGCGCGAGCCCUGGCUGACGCGCGCGCUGCUCAUGUACCACGCGCGCACGGGCUCGGCGCGCGCCGUGGAGCUGCUGGCGCGCCUGCCCGAGCCGCACGCGCGCCACCUGCUGGACGCGCUGCAGGACGCGCUGCGCGGCGAGCGGCAGGCGCGGCACCAGGCGCUGGGCGCGCUGGCGCCGCUCGUGGCGCGCCGCCCGCCCUGGCUGGACCGGCUGGCGGCGCCGCACCCGCUCGUGCGCGAGCUGGUGCGCGCCGCCCGCAGCGAGCGCGAGCCCCUGCCGCUGCUGCACGCGCUGCUGGCGCUGGCCAUGCUGAUCCCCACGGCGCCGGCGCUGGCGGGCCCGCACUGCCCCGAGCUGACGGACGCGCUGCUCAGGCCGAGCGGGCUGGAGCUGGCGCCGGCCACGAGGCUGCACCUGCGGCUGGCGCAGCUGGCGCUGUUCCGCGCGCUGUACGCCACGCACCCGUGCUCGCUGGUGGAGGCGCUGCGCGCGGAGCUGGCGGCGCGGCCGGCGGGCUGGGAGGAGGACGUGGCGCGGCUGCUGGGCUCCGUGCGGCUGCACGCGGGGCUGCUGACGGGCUCGCGGCAGCGCGAGGCCGACAUCUCGCGCUGGGCGCGCCUCGAGCCGCACGACGUGCUCGACGAGUGUCGCCGCCUCUCCGCGCACGACACGAGACUACUCCGCGCGGACCAGUGCCCGCUGCCGGUGUCGCCGCCGCCCGAGGGCCGGGCGAGCACGCCGGCCCCGAAGCCCUCCACGCCCACGUCCAAGCCGAGCACGCCGGCCCCGAAGCCGCCGUCGCGACAGUCGCGCUACAGCCUGACCGGGGCGCCGCCGGUGGGGUCGGUGGAGUACUUCACGAGAGCUAUGGACUCCAUGCGACCGGGAGGCGAGGGCUGGUUCAGCCUGUCGGAGGCGGUGGGCGGCGAGUCGGCGCCGGCCACGCCGCUGCCGGAGCCCGAGGCGGAGCCCGAGGCGGCGGUGGAGGCCACGCCCGAGAACACGCCCGCCCGCGAAUCGCGCCCCGUCUUCCGGUUCCCCGUCGACUCCGCCACGGUGCGCGCUAUAGGCCGCGUGUCGUCGCCGCCCGACGUGGCGGACGUGUCGGACGUGGCGGACGCGCCGGACGCGGCGGACGUGGCGGGCGUGUCGGCGCGGCUGGCGCGCGUGGCGCUGGAGCGGCGCGGCGCCGACUCGCCGCUGCAGUUCGGGCGCGCGCCGCCGGCCGCCGCCGCGCGCCCCGCGCCGCGCCGCCCCGCCCGCCGCGCGCCGCCCCGCAGCCGCCGCGCCGCGCCGCGCCGCGCCGCCUCGUGCUCGCCGCGCCUGCCGCCGCGCCGCUCGCGCUCCGCCAGCACGCAGACGCUGGACCACUGGCCGGAGCCCUACGAGUUCAUCAUCGCCGACUAUUGCCGGACCUUCCCCGACAACAAGUUUUAUGACAACGACGCGGCAACGGAGCCGCAACCUUGCGAGAAGUUGGAGCAGUACAUGAACGAGGUGUACGCGGGCCGCGCGACCGGCGGCGAGCUGGCGCAGCUCCACGCGCAGCUGCUGUUCGAGCGCUGGCGGCGCGACUCGUACGCCGAGCGCAGCCGCCGCCUGCUGGGCCGCGUGCGCCACGUGCGCGCGCUGGAGACGCAGAACGCGCAGCUGCGGGACCGCCUGCGCGCCGCCGAGCGCGAGCGGGACGCCGAGCGCGCCGCCGGCGGGCAGGCGGCGCGCGCGCAGGCGGCGGCGGCGGCGGCGGCGGGCGGGCGGCGCGAGCGCGAGCUGGAGGCGGCGCUGGCGGCCGAGCGCGCGGCGCGGGCGCGGGCCGAGGCGGCGCUGGCGGAGGCGCUCGGCGCGCGCGCCGCCGCCGAGGCCGAGCUGGGCCGCGCCAGCGCCGACGCGCAGGAGACCGUGCGCUACGUGCAGUCGCUGGCCAAGGCCGCGCUGGCCGCCGAGCGCCGCGCCGACCACAUCGCGCGGCUGCGGCGCGAGCUGCUGGUGCUGGGCGAGCGCGAGCGGCGGCUGGCGGACGCCGUGCGCGCGCACACGGCGGCGCCUCCCGAGCCGGGCGCCGAGCGCGCGCUGCGGGCGGCGCUGGCGCGGGCGGAGGCCGAGCUAGACGCGGCUAUGCUCCGCGGCGAGCAGGCGGCGCGGCGCGCGGCCGAGCUGGAGGCGGCGGCGCGCGAGCGCGAGGCGGGCGUGCUGGAGCUGAAGCGCGCCACGCGGCACGCGGCCGAGCUGCACGCGGCGCGGCUGCGCGCCACCGAGGACAAGUACGCCAACAUGUGCGCGAUCGUGCGCAGCGUGGAGUUCCGCAAGCUGGAGCUGCUGGCGGCGGCGGAGCGGCGGCUGCCGGGCCCCGUGCGCGCGGCGCCGCUGCCGCCGGAGAGCCCCGAGCCGCCGCCCGCGGGCCGCAGCUAGCUGGCGGGCGCGGCGUGGUGGCGGUGCGCGCUGUAGACGCGCCGGACUACUGUUCGUGUGGACCUAGUAUGUAAUCUCGUGACGAUUACGGUGAUUUCCGUUCAUCAUAAUAUUCAAACGAUAUAAUCAUCCAUUUAUUAUCGCUCAUGAUCACAUGUUGGUGAUAUUUAUUGUUCCAUUUUUAUUUUAUGACGACAUAUCCUCAAAUAAGAAAUAGUGAUUAAAAAAAAAACUUCUACUACACACACACUACAAUAAGUUGUGUUAAUGAAAUAAGUGAAAAAUAAUUUUCGCCACAAUACUGUACCAUCGAAUGGACUUAACGAUAUUACAAACUUAUGUUUCGCUUCCAAUUUGAUCUUAGAUUUCCACCAAUUUUGAACUAAUAGCAGUUAAAAAUAAAUACCUAAAGAAUUUAUAUUUUCUUUUGGAAAUGCUGUCCUGCAAGAAAUUGUGGAGAAUCUAAACAGCAUCUAUCGUUAAUUCCUGUCCUUAACAUUAUAAUUAUAAAUGAAAACAAAUCAAUAUAAUACAAAUAUCACAACUACACCUACUUACUAUCUGUCAGUCUGUUCCCGAACCAGCCACAAUCGUCACGAAAGGGUUUAUUUGACUGAAGCUAGCUGCUGUACAAUGAGCUUCACAGCUUUUAAGUAGAGGAAAGUAUUUUUGCAUUAAAACUAAUUUUAAACUCGCUACGAUGUAAUGACUGAUCAUAUUGUAUAGGUUUGUGAGAUUGAUUUGAUUUCAUCAUUGGCUGGUAAAAUAACGUCAUGCACCGAGCGUUGCAGCCCCUUACUGACAAUCUGAUUGAGAUCCUUCAAGUAUGUGAAACAUGUCCAGUACAUCACCUGUCCUCUACCUGUCUACCCACAGGUCGCCCUGUUCAUCAUAUGUCUGCCUAACUCUGCUGAAUGAGAUUUCAUUGAAAUCAACAAAAUUUAUGUUCUACAAUUUCUUAUAUUUAUGAUUUCUGCUUACACGAAGUGGUAGAUAAAUAUAACCGUAACCAAAUGCGCUCGGUGAGGACGGUGUCGCCAGCGAAUGAUGAGAAUGGCUGUUCUUGUUGCACUUGUGAGCUUCUCAUUGCCUAUCUGUUGCAGAUACUAUCAUUCUAAAUGUAUAUAUAUUUCGUAAGCAACAAUGUAAGGAAAAGCACUAUUCGUUAAUAAAAUGUGUAGCUAAGUGUUGAAAAUAAUAUUAUAAUAUGUCAAAAAGGUUAGUUUUAAUAAUAAUCAGGUUUAAUCGGGGCGACAAACACUGGUCAAGGGAAUAAAACCCAAGUCAUGAUGCGUGUCUUGUUUGUCUCCUCAUUGUUAGUACCUGGUGUAACCCCGCAUGGCGCGGUGUUUUAUUUUCUGAUCAGUCUUAACCAGAAUCACAUAAAUCACCGAUAAUUAUAAAAUGUCCUUCACCAUCACCAAUAAAGUCGCACCCGUUUCUUCUCAACACAAAACAUUUGAUUUCGCAGCUCGGCUAGUGCUAGAAAUAGGAAUCUGCCUACAUUUGAGUGAGUUUGGUGUUAAUAAAUCCUUUAGUUCGUUGAGGGUACCAUUAAAGUUCCUAAAUCGAUGAUAAUAGAUAUCCCAUUUUAAAAUUUUAUGAAUAUAAAUUAACGAUGAUAAUUAUUUGGUUGGAAUGAGGCUUUUUGACAGAUUAUACGAUGAAAUUUAUUUAAAUAAAUGAUAUGUUUUAGAUAAUAAUGAUGUAGAAUGUAAGUGGCGUGUUUCGGUUGACAGUUUCUUAGUUGGAAAUUAAUAUGUAUUGUACAUAACAUAUGUAAUAAAUAACUUUGUUACACUGUGAC